Molecule: messenger RNA, 468 nt
Organism: Melampsora larici-populina 98AG31
Lineage: Eukaryota; Fungi; Basidiomycota; Pucciniomycetes; Pucciniales; Melampsoraceae
Exons: 5
Coding region: 1-468 (155 amino acids)
Source: RefSeq, a predicted model, not a curated record
AUGUCUUGGAAUCGAUCGAUCUCCACCUUUCAUCUUUUACUCGUUUUCCUGCUCGCCGGAGACCUCGCGUCACGUAUCUUCGUAGAUGCUAAUGCUAUAGAUUGCACUUACGGUUUCUCUCCACCAGACAAGACUUUCGACGGCCUCCCCAAGGACAAGUAUUUAUGUUGGAAAUUCAAAGGCAAGGGUCCAGACUACUCCACCUAUAAAUGCGACCAGUGUGGCAGGGCCGAUAAACAUAUCCCCUCUGCUAGAAACUGCGUAGACUACGACGGAAAAGUAAUGAACGGGGGAGGAGCAUGGGCUUGCGAAUCCGGCAUCGACUUCGAUACAGGCUCUCGCCCAGAUGGCAGAAACAUCAUGUGCAACCACAUUGACAACGAUGGAAUAUUGAAUGGGUACGCUUGCAAGCAACGCAAUGUGUUCCAACAAUGUCCUGAGGCUCACUGUUAUCUUGUUGAUAAUUAA